UAUUCUUCUUGAGCAUGCCGAUUGUUGCUGUUGCUGUUGUCAAAAAAUUGCCGGUUGACGUACUUGACGUGUGUUUUUGAAUUAAAAAACUGAGUUUUGCGGUUGAACUCUGCAAUUAGAUUUCCCUUGACGUUUCAGCUUUACAAGCAAGAAUGUCCUAUCAGAACAAACGUCGUGGUGGUGGUUACCACCAGAAACAAGGAGGAAAUAGAUUUUACGGAGGUCCGUCCCGGAGGGCGCACCUAGAGGUUGGACAGCGAGGCUUUCUCUGCACUUGCAACAACUACGAGAAGGAGUGCACCAAAGAGGCCAUGAAUCUGCUCAACGAAUAUGCUGACAAACUAUUUGGACAGGAGGAUUGGCGCCAAAAUGCAUCUGUACAGGAGACUCCGACAGUUGAAGGAGUUGAGGCUCAGAAAGAGGAGGUUGAAGAAGAGGAUGAGGAGGACAUCAGCAAAACCCUGAAAAAGGAAAUAGAUGAAUUGAAACAAGAAUCGAGAAAGCCAGUUUCUCAACAGAGAUUCCGAGCAGUUGACUCCGGUGCUAAGAAUCUGAUCUUCAUUAGCUCCAAUGUGCCUGACCCUGUUCUACUUGCACACACCCUUCUGACUGACCUGAAGACCUCUGGCAUUGGCCGAAGUCGAUUCCUGCAGAGACUUCUGCCCGUCCAAGUCACUUGCAAAGCAAACCUUGAUGACAUUUCCAAAGCAGCCAGCCCCUUAUUUGACAAAUACUUUGCUGAGGGAAACAAAACCUUCUCCAUCAUCUACAAGUGCAGAAACAAUUCAGCAAUGACUCGAGACCCAGUGAUUGAAACUCUGGCCAACUUGGUCAGCCUGAAAAAUGCCUCCAACCAUGCAAACCUCAGCCAGCCACAAUUAGUAGUGCUCGUCGAGAUCAUUCGUGGCUUGUGCUGCAUCUCUGUACUGCCAGAGUACUUGGAACUGGCAAAAUACAACCUGCUGGAAGUAGUGGCUCCACCAAAGACGGACAAAAAAGAAAAUCCGGCAGAUGGAGCUGGAGGUUCCAUUGACGAGCCUGAGGAAGAAACUGCAAAGGAAUCUUCUCCUCAGGUUGACGAUGUGAGUCCCGCCAAACAGGCUAAAGAAACGUGAUACAAGGUAGAGACCCCACUUCCCUAACUUCCUCCUCUGUUUUUUCUUUUCCUUUUUUUUGCGGCAAAAUGAAGGAACCAAAAAUGCUGUGCAAAAUAUAAUAAAAAAAUAUUUUGAUAUUGGGUCACAAAUUAGAAUUUUU
Messenger RNA from Neocloeon triangulifer, 1257 nucleotides. Its product is annotated as THUMP domain-containing protein 1. The record is from RefSeq and is a predicted model, not a curated record. Lineage: Eukaryota; Metazoa; Arthropoda; Insecta; Ephemeroptera; Baetidae. The transcript is spliced from 6 exons. Bases 153 to 1115 code for a protein of 320 amino acids. Gene Ontology annotation, molecular function: RNA binding. Gene Ontology annotation, biological process: tRNA modification.